Molecule: messenger RNA, 1328 nt
Organism: Mycotypha africana
Lineage: Eukaryota; Fungi; Mucoromycota; Mucoromycetes; Mucorales; Mycotyphaceae
Exons: 2
Coding region: 171-1169 (332 amino acids)
Source: RefSeq, a predicted model, not a curated record
AUUCUUUUUUUGUUUUGUUUUUGUUUGGUUUUUCCCAGUUCCCCUAAUUUUUUAUUAUUUCUUUACAAAGAUUUUCCUUUUCGUCUUCUCCUCUGGAUUCAUAGAAGACUAUAAUAUCAUUUCCUUUGCAUAUAACAAUCAACCAUUUCUCUUUCAAAUAAGGUAUUUCAAUGCUAUCAAAGGACCUGACGCCUAAUCCUAAGGCUGUCAAUAUUGUACGUCCGUCAACUCAACGUCAACAACAACAACGGAAUCCGUCAUUGACUGAUUCCUCAUUCUCUUCUUCUUCUACUUCUUCCUCUGCAUUUAUGAAUCUCUCGUCAUCCACUACUUCUUCCAUUAACACCUUAUCCACCGCGUCAACAUACAACACACUGCAUAUUUUUACAGCAACAAAUUCCUUCAGUCCACCAAAAUCCUCACCCAUGAUACGACAGCUGUCUGUUGAUAGUAAUCCUGGUCUUUCAUUUUUUUGUCAGUUACAACCUACAACAGCAACGUCGAAGCAAGAGACUACGACGAAAAAGUCUCUCAUUACUAGCAGUAUUUACGGACCAACCCAUGCUCCCUCUUCUGCAUCAUCUUCUUCAUCUUUGAUAGACAAUGAUAACAGCAACACUCAAAAACAACAAGAUAAGAUAAAGGGGCCUUUGGUAAUAAGUAGAAUCAAUUUAGCUAAUUUUCAGCACCAUCAACAACAACAACAGCAACAACAGCAGCAACGUAUACGUGUGCCUCCACCACCCAUCGUAACAACAGCGAUGAACGACAAGAAUAAUGUAAAGGUUACUAAUGAAUAUCAAGCAACAAACGACGAGCUUGUUCAUAAACAUGAAGACAGAGACGAUAUUGACAUUGACAUUGACAUUGAUGUUGACGAUGAUGAUACUACUCCUACUGCCACUGCAACGUCAGCUACUACAACAUCCGCCUUUAAACCAGGAUUUGGAUUUUUAAGUAAUAGUAGUGGUGGACUAGGUUCUUUUCUUUUGCGCGGAAAUCUGAUAGCAGCUCAGAAACCUCAAGUAGACGAAGCUAGGAUAUAUAGAAAGCUCAAAGACCUAGAAAUAGAAAAAAAGUCGUUGUUGCAAUUGAAUCAAACUUUAGAAAUGGUCGUUAAGGAACAAUCAAAUAAAAUAAGUGAUUUGCAAAACCGACUGGCCGCGUAAGUAUUGUUAUUUAGUAAUUACACAAGCGAAAGAAACAGGAAAAAAAAAAAAAAGAGAAAAGACAGACAACAAACAAUAAUAUUUACUCUUGAUUCAUGCAGAAUAGAAAGGCCUCUGACGCCUGCUUUGGAUACACAAUCCGUUUGUAGUAGUAAAGAU